GACAACGGGCAGAAGGGAACUGUCCACAGAGACUGGUGUCUGACGUUCCGAGGGGACCACACGCAUCCGCCAGGUCGGCCUUGGGAGCCCACCCGGGUGGGCACGGCUGUCACCGGCCUGGAGGGUCCAGCUCUGAUAUGAAGCUGUGCUGACAUCUCAGAAACCUUUCCCCGCAGGUGUUCAAAAGGCCGCCAUCUCUUCCAGAGUUUAGAGACUCCUGCCAGCUACCAGGACAGAUGGGGAAUAGCAAGAGCCUCUCGGGGCAGAGUCUCUCCCCGCGGUUUCUUCCUGCGGAGCAGGCCGAGAUCGACAGAUUGUUUGAUGCUCUGUCGUCGGCGGAACUCCGCUCCAGUACCUCGCCCAGAUCCUUCUCUCUACAGGCACUGAAGAGCCAUGUGGGGGAAGCUCUUCCCCAAGAGAUGGUCACCAGACUGUUUGAGGGCAUGCGGAGGGUGGACGUGACUGGGAAGACCAAGGGGCCCAGUGAGCGCAUCUCCCAGGAGCAGUUCACAGUGUCCAUGUCCUACCUUUUGAAAGGAAAUGCUGAGGAGAAGAGUCUCGUGAUCCUGAAAAUGAUUUCUGCCACAGAAGGUCCCGUGAAAGCAAGAGAGGUCAAAAAGUUUACAGAGGACCUGGUUGGCUCUGUGGCACACGUGCUAAACUACAGACAGGAGCUGAGAGGCUGGACUCAGAAGCAAGGCCCAGGCUCCCUGUCCAGGGUGCAGGUGCUGGCUGCUCAGCUGUGCUCCGAGAUGAAGCUUCAAGGCGGUGAGAAGCCUCUGGGGCCUCAGCGGCUGGAAUGUGACCGAACCACAAUUGAAGACUGGGUGUUCAGGGCUCCCCACGUGGCCACGUUUCUGAGCGUGGUCAUCCACCAAGGCUUCCUCCUCCUGGGCUCGUCCCUCGAUCUGGCCACCCUGGUCCCCGAGCGCCAAGUCGACCAGGAACGGGAGUUUGCGAGCGUCCUGGAUGUCCUGUCCGUCAUCUACAUCAACUCCCACCUGCCCAGGGAGCAGAGGAACCACUGGCGCCUGCUGUUCUCAUCCGAGCUCCACGGGCACAGCUUCGCCCAGCUCUGCGGGCGCAUCACACACUGCGGGCCCUGCGUGGUGCUGCUCGAGGACCACGACGGCCAUGUGUUCGGUGGCUUUGCUUCCUGCUCCUGGGAGGUCAAGCCUCAGUUUCAAGGCGAUGACAGGUGCUUCCUGUUCUCCAUCUCCCCCAGCAUGGCCGUGUACACCUCCACGGGCUACAAUGACCACUACAUGUACCUGAAUCAAGGGCAGCAGACCAUCCCGAAUGGACUGGGCAUGGGAGGGCAGCACAAUUAUUUUGGCCUGUGGAUCGAUGUCGAUUUCGGGAAAGGACACAGCAAGGCCAAGCCCACAUGUACCACGUACAACAGCCCUCAGCUCUCGGCCCAGGAGGACUUCCGGUUCGAGAAGAUGGAGGUGUGGGCGGUGGGAGAUGCUUCGGUGACACAGCUGGCCAAGAACACCAAGAGCGUUCUGGACGUGGACCCUACGGCCCAGGCCCUGCUGGAAGUCAGCGGGCGGAUGCGCCACAGCGAAGGGCUCCGGGAGGUGCCUGAGGACCAGUGAGGCGGAGCCCCCAGCACGGGCCUUCCUGGAGCUGGAGCACAGCCUGCAGACUGUGUUUACUUUAAUCCAGAGCGUGCUGGUCACGUCUAGGUGGUCCUGGAGGUGCCUAAUUGAAACAGAGUACAGUCCCUUUGAUGCUAUAUAUCGAUUGGUGGGUGUGUCUCCCCGAAAUAUGUCCGAUUACCAGCUUGAUUCUUGGACUUCGCUCGUUUUGUACAGAUGAAAUCCGAAGACGAUGCUGAGACGUUUGAGGCCGACUGCAAUUAGCAGUGGUUGGGGAUUUGAGUUCUUGCUGGAGGGGGGGGGUCCACUCACUGAGGGUCACUUGGCCUCUGCACAGACCUCCCAGCUAAAAGCCUCGAUGUCCCAUUUCUACUGGUAAAGGGCAGAGGUGCUCAGAUGGGAAUCUCAACCCUUUGGGGAACAGCUUCCUCUGACAUGGAAUUUUUGUAUUUUGGAAAAAAAAAAAAGCACAGGAGUGUACUAACGGGGGUAACAGCUGGAGAUUUUGAAGAUAACGGUGAUAUGGGUCUUCAGUAAGGUUCAGUAUCUGCCUUUCUCAGCUGUUUUUAACACAUUACUGACCAGAGACGUAUUAAUACGUCUUUUGUUACCCAAACAUCAUUGACCAGAGACGUUUCAGUAUUCAUUUACCUAACAAAUCGCCGUCCACAGGCGUUAGUUUCUGCAAAAAUCCCCCGGUCAAUGAUGAGUUAAGUGAGUCUGUGCUAUGAGCAAAUGGGAAAACCAGGAGGUCUACAGAGAAGCAAAGUUGUGGUUCUCUUACUAAUUUAAACGUGGGGCCAUUCGAGGCCCUGAGGCUAAGAUUCCUGUUAAUACACGUAUGGCCUGUCGCAGGAAUUAGUGGUGAGUAACUGGACUGGCCCGGGCUCCCGACCUCCCAGCAUCACCCCCACCCCGUGCUGCUUCCCGAGGGGACACUGGGUACUUUGACAGCAUGGACUUGCUUUAAACGAACAGUGAUCCUGAAGUGCUAGCAAAGAUGUUGGUGGGCUGGACCUCAGGCAGAGCUGCCGUGUCCCUUCCAGUCCCUGCAUCCCUCGGAGGCGGCCUGAAGAAUCUCCGGACACUGAGAAUCCCGCUCAGCGGAGCUCUGCCCUUUGCUACCCGUUGCCCUUCUGCAGAUCUGACGAAAUGCUGCCUUGUUAUUGAGUUGCCCCCAAUUAUAAGCCAUAGUAAACCGAGCUGUUUGCAUUUCACAGGCUCUGCAUUUUCCACCGGGAGGCUCGUCAAACUCUGCGCUGAGCCCUGAGCAGAAGGCCUUGCACAUGGGCCUUCGAAGAGAGGUGCUCAGACGGUGACAUGCACGCUCGGUCAUGGUUGAUUUUCCUUAUAAAAAGACAGUUUUUAACAGCUUCUCAGGUACAUUUUGUGAGUUCUUAAUUGAUGGGAAGCAGAUGCAGGAUAUUAGGAUCCUCACAUAUCCUUACCGUAAUCUGAAGAAUUAGGCCCCGAGUCUUCAGUGUGUUACAGAAUAUUUUUUUAGAAAAAUGCAAUGAAAUAAUGCCUCGCUAAUAAAAGGUCCGUUGAAGACCACUUCCUACGGCCUCUGUCUGUGGCUGUCAGAGAGGCUGGAUGUGUCUGCCGGCCUGUUUUCUGCCUUGUGCCUCUUCUAACAAUAGUGCAGGUCAUACCUGGGGGCCUGACGGUUUCCUAAGACAGCACACCUCCUCGAGGGAAGCUGGGCGCCCAGCCCAGGCGCUUGGUCACCUGGGGUGUUCGGCCCUCGCAGGGGGUGUGGGGCAGCCAUGUGAUUCCCCAGCAUGUGUGGUCCCGAGCACACAGACCAGUUUGGUGUCAGCUGUGCCCGGGGCCACAGGACCCGAGGAACCACGCUCCUCCUGGGCCUGAGAAACCCGUGAUGCUAGUUUUAACAUGUGAUGAGUUUGUUCUUUGAUAAAAUGGGAGUAAGAAUUCAGGUUGUAAGGACUAGCGGUCUCCCUGGAGGUGAAGACUCAUAAGGGCCCCUGAUAGGCGCUGGAAGGAAGGGGUGAAAAAACGCUGUUCAUGGUACAGCAUGGCUGUUGUUACUUUUCUCCCCCACCAUAUUUUUUUCUGGAAAUUUUUUUCUUUUAUUGAAUGAAAGAGUCUUUAAAUUCUCCAGUGCUUUACAAUUUUAAAAGGUUUCACACACGUGGUCUUAUAUAAUCCCAUAAUCCCCCCCCCAUAUCGCCCCUCCCCACUGGUAACCACUAGCUUGGUCUCUGUAUUUGUGAGUCUGCUUCUUUUUUGUUUUAUUCACUAGUUUGUUGUAUUUUUUAGAUUUCACAUGUAAGUGAUAUCAGACAGGAUUUGUCUUUCUCUGACUUACUUCAUUUAGCAUAAUGCCCUCCAAGUCCAUCCAUGUUGCUGCAAAUGGCAAAAUUUCAUUCUUUUUUUUAUGGCUGAGUAAUAUUCCAUUAUAUGUAUGUACACACACACCGCAUAUUCAUAUGUAUGUAUAUAUAUGCACACCACAUGUUUAUCCAUUCAUCUGUUGAUAGACACACCAUAUUUUUUUUUAAUUAAAAAAUUAGCUUAUGCAUACACAGCAAAAAAGUUCAAAAUACAAAAGGAUGUAACUUGAAAUCUAAGUCUUCCUCCUGACUCCGCUCUAGCAUUUUGUUCCCAAGAGGUAAUGUGCUGUACACACUGGUGUGUCCCUCACCUUUUUUUGGGUGGAAAUUGCUCUGUCUACCCAUUUAUUCUCAUUGUCUGUGUAAUGCCCCAUGAGAUGGGCGCCCCAUCCUUUCUGGUGGUCAGCCAUCCCCGGCUGGGGAACGGUCUGUUUGUAGCUAAUUGUUAACGGAAUGAAUAUCGUUUAUAUACAUCUUGGUGUGGUUUUGUCUGGCGAAUAAACUCUUUGAAGCUGAAUUGCUGGAUCAAAAGGUACGUGCUUUUUUAUUUAGGUAUUAACAAAUGAACCUCUUUCAAGCUAGAUUUUUACUUUUGAGACCUGGCAUGCCUGUUUGCCAUGUUUUCACCAAUACUAUAUUAAAAUUUAGUUUUUGUUUACUGGAUGCUUGAAAACUAAUUUUUUUUUUCUCUUAUGAAUGACAGUGAAGAGCUUCAUUUUUCAAGAAUGGUGUGUGUCCUAUCCCUCACCUGGUUUCCUAGGGUGUGGGUGUUAUUGGUUUGCAAAAGUGCUCUUUUAAAAAAAAAAAAAAAAUUAUUUAUUUAUUUAUUUAUUUUUGGCUGCGUUGGGUCUUCAUUGCUGCACGCGCAGGCUUUCUCUAGUUGUGGCGAGCGAGGGCUACUCUUCGUUGCAGUGGCUUCUCUUGUUGUGGAGCAUGGGCUCUAGAGGUGUGGGCUUCAGUAGCUGUGGCACGCGGGCUGUGUAGUUGUGGCUCGUGGGCUCUAGAGCACAGGCUCAGUAGUUGUGGCGCACGGGCUUAGUUGCCCCGCGGUAUGUGGGAUCUUCCCAGACCGGGGAUCGAACCUGUGUCCCCUGCAUUGGCAGGCAGAUUCUUAACCACUGCGCCACCAGGGAAUUCCAAGAGUGCUCUUUUGAAUUAAGCAAAAUGGCAUUGGCCGCGUGUGGUAAAUGUUUUUUCCAGUUUGUCUGCCUUUAUUUUUCCAUACAUAAAUUUUGCAUUUGAUGUCAUCAUAUUUCCCAGCUUCUGAGAUGUGUGGUUUGCUUAGGAAGUUUUUCUCCACUCUGAGAUUAAACAAAAAGAAAUACCGUGUUUUCUUCUACUACUACUGUGCUUUCCACUUAUACUUCUGAAUCUUUGAUCCAUUCAAAAUGUAUUUUAAUUUUUUAUUUGUUUUUUUGAUUCUCUUUAAAAAUUUUUUUAUUUUAUAUUGAACUAUAGUUGAUUUACAAUGUUGUAUUAGUUUCAGGUGUGCAGCAAAGUGAUUUGGUUAUACAUAUAUCUGUUCUUUUCCAACUUCUUUUCACAUUUAUGUUAUUAUAGAAUAUUGAGUAGAGUUCCCUGUGCUGUAUAGUAGGUCCUUGUUGGUUAUCUAUUUUACAUAUAGUAGUGUGUACAUGUCAAUCCUAAACUUCCAGUUUAUCCCCCCAUUGCCUUUCCCCUUUGGCAACCAUAAGUUUGUUUUCAAAGUCUGUGAGUCUGUUUCUGUUUUGUAAAUAAAUUCAUUGGUAUCAUUUUUUAAAGAUUCCUCAUAUAAGUGAUAUCAUAUGAUAUUUGUCUUUCUCUGUCAGGCUUACUUCACUUAGUAUGAUAGUCUCCAGGUCCAUCCAUGUUGCUCCAAAUGACAUUAUUUCAUUUUUUUAAUGGCUGAGUAACAUUCCAUUGUAUAUAUAUACCACGUUCUUUAUCCAUUCUUCUGUCGAUGGACACUUAGGUUGCUUCCAUGUCUUGGCUUCUGUAAAUAGUGCUGCAAUGAACAUUGGAACUAUGGUUUAUAAACUAUGGUUUAUAGCUUCCGAACUAUGGUUUUCCCCGAUGUAUGCCCAGUAGUGGGAUUGUUGGAUCAUAUAGCAAGUCUAUUUUUAGUGUUUUAAGGAACCUCCAUACUGUUCUCCAUAGUGGCUCUACCAGUUUACAUUCCCACCAACAGUGUAGGAAGGUUCCCUUUUCUCCACACCCUCUCCAGCAUUUAUUGUUCGUAGGCUUUUUGAUCAUGGCCAUUCUGACCUGUGUGAGGUGUUACCUCAUUGUAGUUUUGAGUUGCAUCUCUCUAAUAAUUAGCGAUGUUGAGCAUCUUUUCAUGUGCCUGUUGGCCAUUUGUAUGUCUUCUUUGGAGAAAUGUCUGUUUAGGUCUUCUGCCCAUUUUUUGAUUGGGUUGUUCGUGUUUGGAGAUAAAGCCCUUGUCGGUUGCUUCGUUUGCAAAUGUUUUUUCCCAUUCUGUGGGUUGUCUUUUCAUUUUGUUUAUGGUUUCCUUUGCUGUGCAAAAGCUUUUGAGUUUAAUUAGGUCCCAUUUGUUUAUUUUUGUUUUUAUUUCUGUUACUCUAGGAGACAGAUCACAAAAGAUAUUGCUGCGAUUUAUGUCAAAGAGUGUCCUGCCUAUGUUUUCCUCUAAGAGUUUUAUAGUAUCUGGUAUUACAUUUAGGUCUUUAACUCAUUUUGAGUUUAUUUUUGUGUAUGGUGUUAGAGAAUGUUCUAAUUUCAUUCUUUCACAUGUAGCUGUCCAGUUUUCCCAGCACCACUUGUUGAAGAGACUCUCUUUUCUCCAUUGUAUAGUCUUGCCUCCUUUGUCAUAGAUUAAUUCACCGUAGAUGCGUGGGCUUUCUAUCCUGUUCCAUUGAUCUACAUUUCUGUUUUUUUGUGCCAGUACCAUACUGUUUUGAUUACUGUAGCUUUGAAGUAUAGUCUGAAGUCAUGGGGCCUGAUUCCUCCAGUUCUGUUUUUCUUUCUCAAGAUUGCUUUGGCUCAAGCUGUAUUUUAAAAUAUACCUCUAUCUUACCCCCAAAUAAAUUCCUGUACAUUUUAUAUUAAACUGUGUGUCUCUUUCCCACUGACUUAAAAUGCUACUUUCUCACUGAAGGUUUCUGUCUCACGUUUUAAUUAUCAGAGUUUUGUGAUAAAAAGAUGUAAGAGCUGGGCUUCGCUGGUGGUGCAGUGGUUGAGAGUCUGCCUGCCGAUUCAGGUGACACGGGUUCGUGCCCCAUUUCCGGGAAGAUCCCACAUGCCGCGGAGCAGCUGGGCCCGUGAGCCAUGGCCACUGAGCCUGCGCGUACGGAGCCUGUGCUCCGCAAAGGGAGAGGCCACAACAGUGAGAGGACCGCGUACCGCAAAAAAAAAAAAAAGUAAGAGCUAUUCCUUUAUUACUACUGGGUUUUUUUGCUUGUUUGUUUUGUUUUGUUUUUCCUUCAAAUGCUUGCUUGCUUAUUUUGUCAGAUCUUUGGUAGCACUUUGACUACUUCUAAGAAGUUUGAUAGUAUUUUCUUUUUCUUUUUGGAUAGUAUUUUCAAGAUGGCAUUAAGUAUCGAUGAACGUAGGCAGAACUGACAUUGGCUAAUGCUGAUUCUUCCAAGAACAGGAACAUCUCAGUUUGCUAUGUAAAUUUUUGUUGUCAUUGCUGGCACUGUGAGUGGACUUCCCCCUCCCCCCCACCCCAACUGAUGAUUCUAUGAACAUUGGAAAGCUCUUGAUUUUUCUACAUAGUGUUGUACCCCGUUACCUUACUGAAUUCUUUUAUCCAGCGGUUCUCGACCUUGAGCCCGCAUCAGAAUCACCUAGGGGGCUUCUUAAAGUACAGACUGGGGACCUCCACUCCCAGAGUUUGAUUCAGUAGUUCUGGGGAGGGACUAGAGAAUUUACAUUGCUAAUACAUUCCCAGGUGAUGCUGCUGUGGCUGGUCUGGGGACCUCACACAGAGAACUACUGCUGUUCAUUGUUUCUGAUAAUCUAUGAAUUCUCUGGGAGUUUGCAGCUAUUAUGAUUCUUUUUGUCUGAAAAAAAUUUUUGCCUUUAUUUUAUUUUGGCUGCGUUGUGUUUUCGUUGCUGCGUGUGGCUUUUUCUAGUUGCUGCGAGCGGAGGCUACUCUUUGAUGUGGGCUUCUUAUUGCGGUGGCUUCUCUUGUUGUAGAGCACGGGCUCUAGGCACGUGGGCUCAGUAGUUGUGGUGUGCGGGCUCUAGGGCGCAUGAGCUUCAGUAGUUGCGACGCGUGGGCUCAGUAGUUGUGGUGCAUGGGCUUAGUUGCUCUGUGACAUGUGGGAUCUUCCCGGACCAGGGAUCAAACCCGUGUCCCUUGCAUUGGCAGGUGGAUUCUUAACCACUGUGCCACCAGGGAAGUCCUUCCCUUUAUUUAUUUAUUUAUUUAUUUUACGGUGUGCGGGCCUCUCA
This is a messenger RNA of Globicephala melas (long-finned pilot whale), 8353 nucleotides long. It is a transcript of the gene MEAK7, whose product is annotated as MTOR associated protein, eak-7 homolog. The record is from RefSeq and is a predicted model, not a curated record. NCBI's taxonomy places the organism in Eukaryota, Metazoa, Chordata, Mammalia, Artiodactyla, Delphinidae. Gene Ontology annotation, biological process: TOR signaling.